AUGCAAACACCCUUAAACACUUUUAACCCAGACUUUUUAUUUUUCGACAACCCGUCAGACCCAACUUUUUUUAACGUGCCUUCAAAGCUCGACUUUAUUCAGAACAACAACUCUUCUACCUUUAUUAAGCCUCCUAUCCCUAUUCCCCUUUCUUCUACCUUUAACCCCCCUCUUAUCAACCGACAUGUCCUCGAUCAAUCCUCUCAACCCACGCAAGCCCAAGGCUUUGUUGGCCAGUUUGGCUCCGUCAAUCCUAUUGAUGGAUCCGUGUUGUCCCAACAGCCUUUAAGUGGUCUCGAUUGCUCUGGAUGGUUCACCCCUUCCCUUUCAACCGAGGCUAGCUCUGCCUCUGCCUCUGCCCUUACCCAUGCCCCUGCCUCUGCCUCAGCAACUAUGACCAAAGGCGACGCUUCUGGUUUUGACCACCUGUCGCCCUUCGAUGAGGUUUGCGCCUCUGCCCUCAACACGCCCUAUGCGCCCUACCUUGACACGCCGGACCAAACCCCAACUCAGACCCCCCUGUUUGAUUCUGUGGCCUCUGAAGACCUGUGCUUGCUCCAACUCGAUGAUCUCUGGACCCCUUCCGCUGUCGCCAAUGACACUGGUUUUGCCCAGACUUCGUCGACCUUGGACUUUGAUCUGUCCUUUAUUUCAUCCUCCGCCUCUGCCCCCUUGUCCUCGACGACCCAGUCCGGACAGGCUGCUCAGGAUGAUGUUCAGGUCAAUGCACGUCUUCAAGCCGAAAACGCCUUGCUCGACUUUGUUCUCUUUGACGAUAUCGCUUUCCCAAGCCCUAUCUCGACCUUUUCGACCCCCAUGACAACCACUCUUACCUCGCCCUCUUCCGCCAAUUCAAAGGAUUUCGAGACCAACGAGCUCGCUAUGCAACUCGUUGCCGCGGCUGCUGCCAGCAUGUCCAGCCAAUCGACCCUGACCAGCACCCCGACGUCGCCCCUGACGAUCGACACUUCUGACGUCCUUGGAAGCCUCUUCUCUGAUGUCGACCUCUCUCCCAUCAUGGAGACGACCACCACUUCUCCCACUGCCACUGCCACUGCCACUACCGCUGCCCCCCUCUUCAGCUCAGACUUUGUCUUGGACUGUGCAGCCAACGCGGUUAAUUCAUUUUCGUUCGACUCUGGCAACGAUGGAUUCGAGAUCCAGCCUUCUCCUAUGAUCUCUUUAGGAACGACCUCUCCUCCAAUGGACAUGAACAUCUUUUUCUCUCUCUGCAGUCAGCAACAACAACAACAGCAACAGCAACAAUUGGCGUCCCUGUUCCCUUCGCCCUUGCUGUCUGCUGCUGCUGCUGCGUCCGCACUUUCCCAGACUGCUACCUCCGCCGAGAACCCCUUGAAGCGCAAGGCGGAUGAGGUGCAGCAAGCCGGUGAGGAGUCUCCUCGCCAGUUUGUCUGCGCCGUUUGCGGUCGCGCCUUCUCUCGUCUCUUCAACCUCAACACCCACGAGCGCACUCACGACCGGAGUAAGGCCCGACUCUUUGCUUGCCCUGAACAAGGGUGCACCAAGACGUUUACCCGGCGCAACGAUUGCCAGCGUCACCAGAUCUCGAUCCACAAGGUCACCGACAUCUACAGCUGCAACAAGUGCUCCAAACGUUUCUCAAGUCGCGAAGAGUUGCGUAGCCAUACGGACCGCAAUUGCCAGGAGGACCAUUAG
Messenger RNA from Linnemannia hyalina, 1677 nucleotides. The record is from the annotation of a GenBank genome assembly. NCBI's taxonomy places the organism in Eukaryota, Fungi, Mortierellomycota, Mortierellomycetes, Mortierellales, Mortierellaceae.